AUGGUGCCCUCGGGGAGGCCCGAGGCCGCCCGUCCGCAGAGCGGGCAGCGCCCCCGCCGCUACCUCAGCGCCGCGCCGCCCCGGGCCGCCGCCGGCGGUGGUCGCGGGGCGCCCUCAUGGGCGGGGCGCGCGGGGGCCCGCAGCCGGGCCCCGGGGCCGGAAAGCGGGCUCGGGGAGAGCGCGCGGCAGCGGGCGGCGCUCCUCGCGGGCCCCGACAACAAAGCGGCGGGCAGCAGCGACCAUGUGACCCGCGCACACACCCUCCCCCGCCCGCGGCCGGCCGCUGCGGCGACUCCGCCCUCCCGCCCGCCCCGCCCGCCGCCGGCGCCCGCGGCCACCGCGCCUCCGGGUUUCCUGCCCGGCCGGGGGUGCCCAACCCUGUACCCCGCCACUCGCCCCCGCUCAAGUUUCAGGUGUAAACAGGCGCCGCUCAAAAGGAAGAAACUGGAAAUACAUGACCUGUGUGCUGAGCUCUUCUUACCCGCUCACCCCAAUCAGUGGUUAGCUAUGUUAGGAGCUGCCCUAUGGAGAGACUCCUGUGGUCAAGAACUUGCUGGCCAAACAACAACCAGCAAGGAACUGGAUCCUGCCAACAAGCAGUGCGUGAGGUCAGAGCGGAUCCUUCCCCCAGCUGUGCCUGGAGAUGACUUCAGCCACACCCAGCACCUUGAUUGCAGCCGGUGGAGACCCUGAUGCAGAGAACCCGGCUAAGCUGCAUGCAGAUGUCUGACUCACAGGAAUGUGAGAUAAUAAAUGUCAU
Molecule: messenger RNA, 760 nt
Organism: Cervus elaphus (red deer)
Lineage: Eukaryota; Metazoa; Chordata; Mammalia; Artiodactyla; Cervidae
Product: translation initiation factor IF-2-like
Exons: 4
Coding region: 1-693 (230 amino acids)
Source: RefSeq, a predicted model, not a curated record